CGAACGCGACCAAGGCGUCGGGCGACUCGGGUUUCGCGGCGGCGUCGGUGAGCGAAAAGUUCUCCCACCCGGCCGCCGGCUUCAUGGCGGCGUCCGGCAAGGCUGAGUACGGCCUGGACUACUUCCUCAAGGGCGCGCUCGCGGGCGGCAUCUGCUGCUCCAUCACGCACGGCGCGCUCACGCCCGUGGACGUCGUGAAGACGCGCAUGCAGCUCGAGCCGACCAAGUACACCGGCAUGAUUUCCGGGUUUAACAAGGUGAUCGCGGAGGAGGGCGCGGGCGCGCUGCUCACCGGCCUCGGCCCCACCGCGUUCGGGUACUUCGUGCAAGGCUGGUUCAAGUUCGGCGGCGUGGAGUACUUCAAGAUCCAGGCCGCGCAGAGCAUGACGGAGCAGCAGACGUGGGACAACAGGAACUCCAUCUACCUCGGCGCGUCAGCCGCCGCGGAGUUCAUCGCGGACAUCUUCCUCUGCCCGCUCGAGGCGACGCGCAUCCGGCUCGUGUCUAACCCCACGUACGCGGACAGCAUGCUCGGGUGCAUGGCGAAGAUGGUCAAGGAAGAGGGCGUGAUCGGCGCGUUCUACUCCGGGUUCGGGCCCAUCCUCGCGAAGCAGGUGCCGUACACCAUGGCCAAGUUCGCCGUGCAGGGCGCGACGGCGGAGAAAAUUUACGAUUCGCUCGGAAAGACCCCGAAGGAGAUGAGCAGCGGCGAGAACAUCUCCGUGUCGCUCGCGUCCGGCGUCGUCGCGGGCGUCACCGCGGCGAUCAUCUCCCACCCCGCGGACACGCUCCUGUCGAAGAUCAACAAAGCUGGCGCGGGCGGCAGCGGCGGGAUGUUCUCUCGUCUCGCCAACAUCGCGGCGGAGACGGGACUCGUGAAGCUCUGCACGCAGGGGCUCGCGGCGAGGUGCGUCAUGAUCGGCACGCUCACCGCGGGGCAGUUUGGCAUCUUCGACAUCGUCAUGAACGCGGUCGGCGCGUCGAAGUUUCACUUCCACGACCCGUCCAAGGGCGAUCACUGAUGAGCCUCGGACCAACGAAGGACGGACGAGCGAUAACAUGACGUCUCAUUUUUUUCAGCGGCGGAGCGAACUGAAGGCGGGAGGUCUCGCGUAACUCUAUUUGUACAUACUGUCGUACGACGCGCGUGUGAACG
Messenger RNA from Micromonas pusilla CCMP1545, 1156 nucleotides. RefSeq names its product mitochondrial carrier family. Gene Ontology annotation, molecular function: phosphate transmembrane transporter activity. NCBI's taxonomy places the organism in Eukaryota, Viridiplantae, Chlorophyta, Mamiellophyceae, Mamiellales, Mamiellaceae. Gene Ontology annotation, cellular component: mitochondrial inner membrane. The coding region runs from base 84 to 1022 and encodes 312 amino acids. Gene Ontology annotation, biological process: mitochondrial phosphate ion transmembrane transport. The record is from RefSeq and is a predicted model, not a curated record. The transcript is spliced from 3 exons.